AUGGGGUUCCCAUCGUUCAGGCCCACACAGCUUAUACUGCUGAUCACGGCACUGCAUUAUGCAUACCCGGCAGCUGUCUUCAUCUACUACAUAGCUUCCUCAGCCGUAAAUGUCUGCACCUUGCAAUCUUCGGUUGGCCGGGCCAGGCAUAUGUAUCUCGGCACUAUGGCCAGUCUAAUGGUUGCCUUCAUCUUCACAUUUGUCGUGGAGCUAGGUGGGCUCCUAACUGUCUCCAUACUUGGAGGUUGUCUCGAUCAAAUACGCCCAGACUUAGUCAUUGGCCUCCUCUCCCCGAUUCUCAUAUUUGGAGUGCUGGUGGCUGAUCUCUUCGGAGCUGAGGCUCCCGUGUGGCGUACAUAUAUUGGUCCAUAUGCCCUAGCUGCUCUGGUCGAACCACUGCUUGUCACACUCAAUCAAGCUGCUGACAGCCCAUCAAGCUGGCACUGGUCGGAGUACACAGCACUAGGAGCAGUGGCGAUCCGCGAAGCCUUGGCAGUAUCGAUCUUGGUGCUGUAUGCAAUCGGGCGUCCGAGGGCCGAGGCACCGUCCUCACCCGACGAUACCGAGAGGCAGCCACUUCUACAGAAGACAGACAACACUGACAUUCAAGGCAACGCUGGACGCUAUGGAUCUACAGAGGCCGACGAUUCGAACGAGGGAACACGAUCAGAGGAGCAGCAAAUCGGAGAUAGCUCUACCGUCAAGGCCAAGUCCAGAUUCAAGGACAAUGCAGAGUCACCGUAUGAACGAAGAAGACGCGAGGCUAAGGAGAGAAUGGAAAAACGACUUCGGCAAGAGGGGAACUGGUUUUUGUACAUGAAGAGUUUCGCCGUAUUCCUGCCAUACAUCUGGCCUACCGGCAAUCGAGUCCUACAACUGCACGCGGUGCUUGUAGGUGUGUGUCUACUUGCUAACAACGCUCUCAACGUGCUCAUACCGCGGCAGAUGGGCGUCCUGACCGAUAGCUUGAGUGGUGCCAACGAUGAGAACCCAUGGGUUCAAGUCGUUAUCUUUGCCGCCCUUCGCUUGAUGGCUUCUGAAGCUGGCCUCUCCCUUGCCCGUCAGUGGCUCUGGAUACCCGUCGAGAACUAUUCGACUAUUGCAUUGAGUUCGGCAGCCUACUCGCACGUUCUCAAUUUGUCGGCGGACUUCCACGACUCCAAGGGUAUCUCCGAACUCAGCAUGGCCAUUCAGUCGGGCCAAAGCCUGUCUGGCCUGCUAGACUCAAUCUGCUUUCACGCGAUGCCUAUGAUGAUCGACUUGUGUCUCGCCUUCGUCUACCUGUCAACUACUUUCGGGCCCUAUGAGGGGCUCAUCACCGUGGCUACUGCGGUCGUAUUUUUUCAUAUUGCGACCCGGAUGCUCGCGAAGCUCAGGGAACCACGGAAGAGUGAGGUCAGCGCAUGGUUUCACGAGCACUACGUUCUUCAGGCCGGAAUCCAGGGUUGGUCAACAGUCACCUGCUUCAACCAGGUACCAUACGAGGAGAACCGCUACGCUGAAGCCGUCAAGGACAGAGUUCGGAAGUCCGAGACGGUGUACAUAGGAUAUCUGUUCGCAUACGCCUUUCAAUACCUUGUCCUUCUAGCUGGUCUCCUGGCAGGUUCCUUUUUGGCAGUGUACCAAGUAGCAUCAAAGCAAGCCACGGCAGGACAGUUUAUAAUGCUCCUUACGUAUUGGGGCCAGCUGGUAUCCCCGCUCAAUUAUUUUGCUGGACUCGGCAAGACAAUCUCACGAAAUUUUGUUCAAGCCGAACAGCUUUUGGAGAUAAUGCAACAAAGUCCUACUGUACUGAGCAAGAAUGGAGCCCCUGCACUGAAGCUCUCUGGCGCCAGCGUCAAGUUCGACAAGGUGGGAUUCUCGUAUGACGGCAAGAAGAAGAUACUCAACAACGUCAGCUUUGAUGCACUACCGGGCACGACUGUGGCCUUUGUUGGGGCUACUGGAGCUGGCAAGUCAACAAUUCUCAAGCUUCUAGGCCGUUUCUACGACGUAAAUGACGGCUCCAUCACUGUAGACGGACAAGACGUCCGUGAUGUCGACCUAUGCAGCUUGCGGGACCAGAUAGGCAUCGUACCACAGGCUCCUGUACUCUUUGACGACACCAUAAUGAACAACGUGAGAUACGCUAGACUCUCGGCGACUGACGACGAGGUCUUCGACGCAUGCAAGGCAGCAUGUAUUCACGAUCAGGUUAUGGGAUUCACAGAUGGAUAUGAGACUCGAGUGGGCGAACGAGGCGUCAAGGUGUCCGGUGGAGAAUUGCAGCGUCUGGCGAUUGCGCGAGCCAUCCUGAAGCAGCCCUCGAUUGUGCUCCUAGACGAAGCUACCAGCUCCGUGGAUACCGAGACGGAGCAAAGAAUUCAAGAGGCGUUUGGUUCACUCUGUGCCGGUCGCACAACGUUUAUUGUGGCCCAUCGAUUGUCGACGGUGAUGAACGCUCAUGUCAUAAUGGUCGUUUCUGGCGGUGAGAUCAUUGAGCACGGCAGUCAUGACACGCUGAUUGCCAAAGGGGGCAAAUAUUCUGAACUGUGGUCAAAGCAGUUCUUUGCAAAGCCCAGACCCAAGCUUUCAGUCGACCUCGACCUGGUAGAUGGCAUCGAUGUCACACCACAGCGGCACACUAUUGAAACAUCCAAGGGAAAGGCCAACUGCAACUCCAGCAGUCAGGAUGGCAGCGAUGAUACGGCGGUCCACACCCCAUCGGGACAUCGCAGGGAGGGAUCCAAGCUCAACCCAGACGCCCCUACAUUUACCCCUCGUGCCGCAGACGCACACGCCUGCUUGUCAAAGUCUCCAGAGGCAGCAGGCAAGUCACCAUCCAAUGAUGAUCAAAAUAUUAUCCGCGAGAAGCAGCCAUUGCAGGAGCAAAACCCCAAUCAGGAGCCGAGCGAAAACGGAGGUGGCUCCUCCCAGCCCUAG
Messenger RNA from Pyricularia grisea, 2922 nucleotides. RefSeq lists its product as uncharacterized. Bases 1 to 2922 code for a protein of 973 amino acids. Lineage: Eukaryota; Fungi; Ascomycota; Sordariomycetes; Magnaporthales; Pyriculariaceae. The record is from RefSeq and is a predicted model, not a curated record. Gene Ontology annotation, molecular function: ATP hydrolysis activity; ATP binding; ABC-type transporter activity. Gene Ontology annotation, biological process: transmembrane transport. Gene Ontology annotation, cellular component: membrane. The transcript is spliced from 6 exons.